Molecule: messenger RNA, 4329 nt
Organism: Penicillium chermesinum
Lineage: Eukaryota; Fungi; Ascomycota; Eurotiomycetes; Eurotiales; Aspergillaceae
Exons: 4
Coding region: 1-4329 (1442 amino acids)
Biological process (GO): transmembrane transport
Cellular component (GO): membrane
Molecular function (GO): ATP binding; ABC-type transporter activity; ATP hydrolysis activity
Source: RefSeq, a predicted model, not a curated record
AUGUCGUCGGCUUCUUCCACGCAAGGGGAGGAGCGUCUUCCUAGCUCGAAGGGCAAUGACUCCUACUAUGAGAAGAGCACGUAUGAGAACCACAAGGAGAAUACUGUAUAUGAGCGCAUGUCCUUGAUUGAGCCCGAUGAGGUCGACGCUCUCACCCGCAUCGCAACGGAGCAGUCCCGCAAGCUCUCAAUCUCUAGAUCGGCUACGCACCGUCUCACCUCCGUCGCCGACGCAGACCCGGCGCUGAACCCUCAGUCGCCCGAGUUUAAUCUGGAAAAAUGGGUGAACCGUGCUAUGAAAGAAGUCGGCCCCGAGCGCACCAAGAAGUUGGGCGUGGCCUUCAGGAACUUGAACAUCUACGGAUCGGGUUCAGAACUGCAAUACCAACAAACGGUAGCAUCCUUUUUGGGCGCACCACUGCGGGUGGGGGAGCUUUUCCGCAAGUCUCCCAGUAAGCGGAUCCUGAAAAAUUUCAACGGUCUGCUGAAGAGCGGAGAGCUGCUCUUGGUGUUGGGCCGUCCCGGAUCUGGUUGCAGUACCCUGAUGAAGUCAAUCUGUGGCCAACUAGAUGGCCUGGAGAUUAGCGAGGACAGCGUUAUCCACUACAAUGGUAUCCCGCUGCGUCGCAUGAUCAAGCAGUUCAAGGGAGAGGUCGUCUACAACCAAGAGGUCGACCGUCAUUUCCCCCAUCUGACGGUUGGGCAAACCCUGGAGCAUGCGGCGGCCAUGCGAACCCCGUCCAACCGAUUCGAAGGAAUGACCCGCAAGGAAUUUGCCAAGUACAUGGCGGCCGUCAUGAUGGCCGUGUUCGGUCUCAGUCACACGUACAACACUCGGGUGGGUGAUGAUUUCGUCCGCGGUGUCUCCGGUGGUGAGCGCAAGCGUGUCAGUAUCGCCGAGAUGGCACUCUCGUCCGCCCCCCUGGGAGCCUGGGAUAACUCCACCCGUGGGUUGGACUCGGCCACGGCCUUGAAAUUCGUCCAGUCCCUGCGUCUGCUGUCUGACUUCCAGGGCUCUGCCCACGCGGUGGCCGCCUACCAGGCGAGUCAGAGCAUCUACGACACCUUCGAUAAGGUGGUCGUCCUGUACCAGGGCCACCAGAUCUACUUCGGCCCUGCUGCACGGGCGAAGGCUUACUUCGAAGCCCAGGGCUGGGAAUGUCCCCCUCGCCAGACCACGGGUGAUUUCCUGACCUCCAUUACCAACCCCUCCGAGCGUCGGGCCAAGCCUGGCUUUGAAUCUCGCGUCCCCCGCACCGCAGAGGACUUUGAGCAGGCGUGGCUGAACUCGGCCGACUAUCAGCAGCUCCAGACCGAAAUUGCCGAGUAUGAGAGCCAGUACCCGGUGGGCGAUGACUCGGCUGUGGCGGAGCUUCAAGAAAAGAAGCGUGAAGCGCAGGCCAAGCACACCCGUCCGCAGUCACCCUACAUGCUCAGUGUGCCCAUGCAAAUCCGUCUCAACACUACUCGCGCGUACCAGCGCAUCUGGAAUGACAUCGCGUCAACCAUGGCCGUCGUGAUCAGUCAGAUCGUCAUGGCGUUGAUUGUCGGUUCCACCUUCUACUCUGCUCCCAACACCACGGCAGGCUUCCAGUCCAAGGGCGCGGCUCUUUUCUUCGCAGUCCUUCUUAACGCGUUGACCGCUAUGAACGAAAUCAAUAAUCUAUACGCCCAACGUCCCAUUAUCGAAAAGCAUAAUUCCUACGCCUUCUACCACCCCGCCACGGAAGCGAUUUCAGGCAUCCUUGCCGAUAUACCGGUGAAAUUCGCUCUCGCGGUGGCGUUCAACAUCAUUCUGUACUUCCUCGUCGGCUUCGAAAGGAAGCCGGGCAACUUCUUCCUCUACUUCCUCGUCAGUUUCAUCAUUACCUUUGUCAUGAGCGCCGUGUUCAGAACAUUGGCUGCGGUUACAAAGACCAUCUCGCAAGCCAUGGGUCUAGCAGGUGUCAUGAUCUUGGCCCUCGUCAUCUACACCGGUUUCGUGAUUCCCAUCCCGUCCAUGCACCCCUGGUUCUCAUGGAUCCGUUCCACGGCCGCAAUUUCCCCCUGCGCCCAGUUCGUGCCCUCCUAUGCUGAUCUCUCUGGAAACUCCUUCUCUUGCUCGACCACUGGCGCUGUCGCUGGUCAGACUACUGUGAGUGGUGACGCCUACAUCUGGGAGAACUAUCAAUACACCUUCUCCCACAUGUGGAGGAACUUGGGCAUUCUCUUUGCGUUCCUUGUUGGCUUCAUGGCAAUCUACUUUAUCGCCUGUGAGCUGAACUCAUCCACUACUAGCACGGCUGAAUCUCUUGUCUUCCGUCGUGGCCACGAGCCCGAGUAUAUGCGCCGCAAGAUGCAAAACUCUACGUCGGAUGUCGAGACCUCCGAGGAUUCGUCCGCGGAUCAAGCGGUUGCGGAGGCCGGUGCCGGUGAUGAGGGAAUGGGCGCCAUCGAGCCCCAGACUGACAUCUUCACCUGGAACAACGUUUGCUAUGAUAUCGAGAUCAAGGGCGAGCCCCGCAGACUCCUGGAUCACGUCGCGGGUUGGGUCAAGCCUGGCACCCUGACUGCCCUGAUGGGUGUCAGUGGUGCUGGUAAGACGACGCUUUUGGAUGUUUUGGCCCACCGUACGACAAUGGGAGUUGUCACGGGUGACAUGUUGGUCAAUGGCCGUAGUCUGGAUGCUAGUUUCCAGCGUAAGACUGGUUACGUCCAGCAGCAGGAUCUUCAUCUUGAGACUGCCACUGUCCGUGAAUCGCUUCGUUUCAGUGCACUUCUGCGUCAGCCUAAGACCGUUUCAAUCCAGGAAAAGUAUGACUACGUGGAAGAUGUCAUCAAGAUGUUGCAGAUGGAAGACUUCGCGGAAGCUAUUGUCGGUGUCCCUGGCGAGGGGCUGAACGUUGAGCAGCGUAAGCUGUUGACUAUCGGUGUUGAGUUGGCUGCACGCCCCAAGCUUCUGCUUUUCUUGGACGAGCCUACCAGUGGUCUCGACUCCCAGAGUUCCUGGUCCAUCGUUUCCUUCCUCCGUAAGCUUGCCGAGCACGGCCAGGCUGUUCUGUGCACCAUUCACCAGCCCAGCGCUAUUCUGUUCCAGGAGUUCGACCAGCUCCUUUUCCUCGCUCGUGGCGGUAAGACCGUGUACUUUGGAGAGAUCGGUGAGCAGUCACGGACUCUCUUGGAUUACUUCGAGUCAAACGGCGCGCGUGUCUGUGAUGACGAGGAGAACCCUGCCGAGUACAUGAUCGAAGUUGUCAACCAGAUUAAGAACGCCGACGGCGUCAACUGGUUUGAUGUGUGGAAGAACAGUAAGGAAUGUCAGGCUGUCCAGACCGAACUCGAGCGCAUCCACAGGGACCAGCAGGAGAAGGUGCCCGCCGAUGUGUCCGACGUUAGUCUCUCCGAAUUCGCGAUGCCCCUCUGGUUCCAGAUCUACCAGGUCACCACCCGUGUCUUCCAGCAGUACUGGCGUAUGCCCUCCUAUGUUAUCUCCAAGUGGAUCCUGGGUGUUGCCUCCGGUCUCUUCAUCGGAUUCUCCUUCUUCCAAGCCAAGUCCUCCCUUCAGGGCAUGCAAACUGUCGUCUACUCCAUCUUCAUGCUCUGCACAAUCUUUACCCCCCUGGUCCAACAGCUGAUGCCUCUCUUUGUCACCUCCCGAGCCCUCUAUGAGGUUCGCGAGCGCCCCAGCAAGGCCUACUCCUGGAAAGCUUUCCUUCUCUCCAAUGUCCUCGUCGAAGUUCCCUACAUGAUCCUCACCGGAAUCCUCGUCUUCGGCUCCUACUUCUACGCCGUCGUCGGCGUCCCGUCCUCCCUCACCCAGGGCACUGUUCUCGUUUACUCUAUCCAAUUUUUCAUUUAUACCGGCACCUUCGCUCAGGCCGCCAUCGCAGCCCUCCCUGACGCUCUGACCGCCAGCGCCGUCGUCACCCUGAUCUUCGCCAUGUCCUUGACCUUCUGUGGUAUCAUGCAGCCCGUCGACGACCUUCCAGGCUUCUGGCAUUUCAUGUACCGCGUCGUUUGCGCCGCCCGGGAACUGUCCGUCUUCGACCCUCCCUCCGGCAAGACUUGCCAGGAGUACCUGAGCAAGUACGCCAGUUCCUCCGGGGGCCAGAUCAUCAACGGAAACGCGACCUCCCACUGCGAGUACUGUCCUCUUUCGGUGGGAGACCAAUUCCUUGCCUCCGUCAACAUCAAGUACGACCAGAUCUGGAGGAACUUCGGGUUGGUGUGGGUGUACAUCGUGUUCAACAUCUUUAUUGUUGUUUCGACGUACUAUCUCUUCCGGGUCCGUCGCUGGGACUUGGACAGCAUGAAGAAGAGCUUUGCCAAGUUUUCUUCCAAGAAGCAAUAG